AUGGAUAAACCACUAAAGCCCAACGGCCAUUCCGAACACAAGCAUCAUGUCGAAACAACACUGAACUACUGGGACGAUCCUGGAGAUGGGUCACCGCCCACGCCAAUUUUUAUAGGAAAAGGUCAUAUCACCAACGAACGACCACACCUUGCACACCCGUUCGUCGUCCACGAUAUUAGUGGGGACGAAAGACAAUACUCUCUCGACACCACCGGGUUCCAAUAUUGCCGUCACAAAAGCCUGGAGAAGACCUUCACGGACGAGAAUGUAAUCACAUCAACCUACUAUGACGAAUGCAAGCAGCUCCUCCGCAGCGUCACAGGCGCAUCCCGCAUACACAUCUUCAACCACAAGGUCCGCCGCGGCCCAACCCAAUGGCACCACCUCGGCUUUUCCAACCUGAAGAACCGCGGACCCGUCACAAAAACUCACGUCGACCAGUCCUAUGCUGGGGCGGAAAUACGCCUGCGCUGGGAACUCCCUUCUGAAGCUGAAAAAUUGUUGAAACAUCGGUACCAAAUCAUCAACAUCUGGCGGCCGAUUGCCACAAUCGUCAAAGACCCGAUUGCAGUUGCAGAUUCACGGUCAGUCCCGGAUGCUGAUCUCGUCGAGGCGGAUAUGACGGAAAACGGCUUCCCGGGCAAGCAGUGGGUGGUAAGGUAUAAUGCCGAUCAUCACUGGUAUUACAAGUAUCGUAUGGAGCCAGAGGACGUGUUGCUGAUCAAGUGCUUUGAUUCGAAUAAGGGGGUUGCACGCAGGGCGCUACAUAGCGCGUUUGAGGAUAAGGUAUAUGCGGGUGACGUGUCGAGACAGUCGAUCGAAGUAAGGUGUAUUGUGCUUUAUGAUGAUUAG
This is a messenger RNA of Parastagonospora nodorum SN15, 852 nucleotides long. RefSeq lists its product as hypothetical. The record is from RefSeq and is a predicted model, not a curated record. Gene Ontology annotation, molecular function: oxidoreductase activity. Bases 1 to 852 code for a protein of 283 amino acids. NCBI's taxonomy places the organism in Eukaryota, Fungi, Ascomycota, Dothideomycetes, Pleosporales, Phaeosphaeriaceae. The transcript has a single exon.